AUGGACAACCAACACCAGCCCUACAUUCCACCUCCGCCGCCGUUGGGUCAGCAGAAUUCAGGAAACACUCUACAUCUACCGCCUCCGCCUCCACGAUCGUACCCGCAGCAGAAUGCCUCGAAUCUCCCUCCCCCGCCGCCGGGACCUCAUCCUUCCUCCCUGCCGCCCGGCACCGUAUAUGGCGUCCCCAACUCAUUUCAGAACAACUGGGCGAGAGCAGGCACGUUGCCGCCUCCUCCUCCACUCAAUCAAAAUGCUUCCUACAAUGCCAAUCGCCAGCAAGCCAUGAAUGUGCCGCCUCCACCGCCACAACAGCAGCGACAGUAUAGUCAGAGUGAUCAACCCUUCGUCAGCGCAACAUUUAUACCUACCGGCGGAGGCUCAUUUGGCCCUGGAGUUGGCAUUCCAUCAUUUGAUGACUUCUCUACCUUUGCAUAUUACGAUGUCCCCAUGACGACCGAGCCCUCGACCCGGAAGCCAACCGAGCAGCGAUACUCCGACGGCACCUAUAAUCCCCAUAGCUAUAGCUACCCUAAUCCCGCCCAGCCGAAUCCAGAUAUUGCCAAUCGAGAGAACCGCGCUGCUUCUGCGUCGUCGAAAAUGCCGCCAGCAUAUCCAUCAGCGAAGCGCGAUUUCUCUGAGCCAGUCUCGCCAGGUCCUCCAACUGCAACCCUGAUCAAUCCGCAGAUCGAAAAUGCCAAGGACAAUGCGACACGCGCCCGCGCUCAAAGUGCUACCACAGGGUCAAGUGUAUCGAGUGCAUUAGCUGCGCAAUGGCCGAUCGAGAAGGUCCUGCAAUGGCUCGCGGCCAACAAUUUCUCGCCGGACUGGCAAGAGGCGUUCAGGCAAUUGAAGAUGGAUGGCGUGGACUUCCUCGAUCUUGGCAAGGCUGCAAACGGACGUGGGAACCUGGGCAUGAUGCACUCACGGGUCUAUCCUCGUUUGGCGAGGGUAUGCUCCGAGAGCAAGACUGGCUGGGAUCAAUCGCGUGAGCGUGAAGAAGGCAAAAGGCUCAGGAAGCUCAUCUCUCGAAUCGGAGAUGACGGUCCGCCGAGUGCGGGCUCUGGUCACAGGAGACGUGAGUCUGGCCUGAUCAGUGCAUCCACUGAGGGCACAGUCGAAGAUUCGCCGCAUCUGUCACAAAGUGAUUUUGCGCAACCAGGUUCAGCCACUAGCUUUGGUCCCAGGGGCUCGCAAGGGCGAAGCAGCACGCUUCCUGUUAUGCCAAGAGCGCCUUCAUCAACCUCAACUCCAGUAGAUGGCAGAGGCGACUAUACACGAGGCAUUCUGUCAAAUGUCGGCGUUGGGAGAGGUCGGCAUAGUCCUCAAAUGUCCGGCGAUGCCAGUAACAAUGGCCUUCCAGCACCCAAGUUCGAGGCGAGUCCAAGCAGCAGUCCUGGCCUGGGUCAAGCCGUGCCAGCAAAAGGACCUGGAGAUCCGCAGCGACCUCAGCAUGCAAAGACUCUCAGCACUGACUCGACGGCAAAGAAUAAUCGAUCGGCUUUGGGGUUCACAGGACCUAGCAUGUCCGACACUCAGAUUCCCACUGAGCGCUUCUAUGAGCAGCAGACGCGCCGAGAUGGUCACGAUAUGCCCAGACCUGGAAUGCUGGAUACGAGCCGGACUUACAGUAAUGAACAGGUUCCCGUCAGUGCCAAAGAAGGUGGCAAGGGUUUCUUAAGCAAGUUCAUGCGCAAGAAUAGGCACGAGCGCGAUCAAGAUGUGGACCAUCCGCUUGAAUCGCCCACUAGCCCAGGGCUGCGAUCGAUAUUCAGCAAGCCUGCUGCUAAUAACAGCGACUCAGCCCUUGCACAACGGCCACUGUCAACGGCUGCAUCCGAGAGCGCUGUCCCGACUCUGCGUGAGAGAAGGCCAACGUGGGCAGCCAGGAAAUACAUCUUCGUCACGCCGGACAAUUGGAAUUACCGCCUCAUCGAUGUCACCAUGGUCACUUCUGCAGAGUCGCUCAAGAAGCUCAUCUGCGAGGAGCUGGCAGUCUCGCUUGGAGAUACGGUGACCUUCCACCUCACGGAGCCAGGUCAAACUGAUCAUGACUACGCCUGCUCAGAUGAAAUCUUGAUGAGUGCGCACAGUCGAUCAGACAGCACAGCCAAUGUCAGGAUCUUUGUCGCAACGCCGAACUUCCCAGCAUCACCGAACAGAGCGAACGGUCUUGGCAUGUCAUUCUCGCAGCGGAACCAGGGUGGCACCGCGAUGUUGAAGUCGGCUUCUGCUACAGGGGCACAUACGUACAAUCGGACGCCAAGCCCAGACUCACUACGUAGGGCGCAGGAAGAAUACAGGAAGCAGACCGAAGCCAAGCAAAGAGCUUACCUGCAGAGCCGUCUUGAGCGUAAGGAGCAGAGCAAGACCAACGUUCACGAUUUCGACAGUCCUCGAGCUUCUCCGUUCGAAGAAAAGAAGACCGACUCGUUUGUGCCGGUGCGAAGAGCGCCAACAGCGCCAUCCGAGUCAAGCACGCUCACGAAAGUCAACUCGCUUCGCAUGGCGCGUGGAGGAUCUGGCACUCGUAAUUCUCUAGAGGCACUCAAGCGCAAUCGGGACUCCAUUGUAGAGGAGGAUGCUCGCAACAAGGACGGAAGGUCAUCGCCUGGCAUUGGUGCAGCUCUAGCUGGCAUGGGACGGAUGGCUGGCUCUCCGGGCAUGUUCAAGGGAGAAGAAGAUGUCGGUCCAGGCUUCGCACCCAAGUUCCGCUUGCAGCCCGCGCCAAGACGACAGAACACAUAUGGUCAAUCGCCAGACAUCAGCCCAGCCACGGAGAACUUCCAACGCCCGGCCUUGCAUUCAAGAAAGUCGUAUGGUCCGGACUUUGAAUUUCAGGAGACGAACGUCACAUUUGCGAACUCUCCUCACCCGCCUCCGCAAGUUACAGAUGAUGGCUCGGAUGAUUCCGAUGAUGGCCUGUUCGCCAUACCUCUAACGAACAAGUCCCUGCCUGCGGGCGAGAAGCCGACGUUGAAGCUUGACACUGACCAGACUCAUGCGCCUAAGCCUAAAGUCGCCUUCAGGACGCCACAAUCGUCCGGCGGCGUGUCACUGGGACGCAACUCGGCUGAUGGUAAUGGCAGCGCCGGCGAAGAACGAAGCUAUUCUGAUGGGAGCUUCUCAGAGUCUGCUUCGGCAUCAGCGUCAGCAUACUCGCCAGGAGGUGGUCUCGGGCGACGCAACUCAUUCUUGCACAGUGACAUCUGGGCUAGUCGUCCGACUGUGGAGAACGUCGUGGAGAACCUCGAUGAGUUCUUCCCGGGCGUCGAUCUCGAUAAGCCGUUCAUGGAGGAGGCAGGCAAGGGUCAGACGCCUGUAGAGACUACACCGUCGUUACGGACUCGAGUAACAUUCGGAUCGGACGACCUUAACAUCGACUUUUCGAAACAACGGAGAAAUGAGUCGGACACACUCGGCUCAGACGAGUCUACGCUGAAGGCUAGAGAUCAGCAGACAGUAACAAGCAUUGCUCAGCGGCAGCUGGGGAAGUCUGGCGGACUCGGCAGAAUGAAGUCCAUUCGUGAAGUCGCUCAACGGCGGAACGUAGACGGCGUUCAGCGUGCAUCAUCAAUCGCUAGACCCGGCCCUGCCGUCGAGCCCGUUGCAGCACAAGCCUCCGGCCUUCAACGCCGGAAGUCCACCAAGCUCUGGGGCGCGAACAUCCAGAUGAUCAAGCCUAAGGCCGGCGCUCGACUAAGCACACUCGACCCGAUCCCGCAAGAAGAUGUGCCCAAGGAAGACCAGCCGCCCAAGCGCUCCACUACCUUCAAGAUCCUUCGCGGUCAGCUCAUCGGUAAGGGCACCUACGGACGAGUGUACUUAGGCAUGAACGCCACGACAGGCGACUUUCUUGCGGUCAAACAAGUCGAGGUCAACCAGAAGGUCUCCGGCGGGGAUAAGGACCGCAUCAAGGAGAUGGUCGCGGCCCUGGACAUUGAGAUCGAGACAAUGAAGGAUCUUGAACAUCCUAACAUUGUGCAGUACCUGGGCUGUGACCGUCGCGAGUUCAGUAUCUCGAUCUACCUCGAGUAUAUCUCUGGUGGCUCUGUCGGCUCCUGUCUGCGCAAGCACGGCAAGUUCGAGGAGUCUGUUGUGCGGUCGCUCACUCGCCAGACGCUGGAGGGACUGGCAUAUCUCCACGAGGAGGGCAUCCUGCAUCGCGAUCUCAAAGCUGACAACAUCCUGUUGGACACAGACGGGACCUGCAAGAUCACGGAUUUCGGCAUCUCCAAGAAGUCAGACAACAUCUACGGCAACGACGUGACGAACUCGAUGCAAGGCUCCGUGUUCUGGAUGGCGCCUGAGGUCGUUCGGUCCCAAGGUCAGGGCUACAGCGCGAAGAUCGAUAUCUGGUCGCUGGGCUGUGUGGUGCUGGAAAUGUUUGCAGGCAAGCGGCCUUGGAGUCGGGAGGAGGCGAUUGGGGCAAUCUUCAAGCUGGGAAAUCUGAACCAGGCGCCACCUAUCCCAGAUGAUGUGAGGGACUCGGCGAGUACCGAGGGGCUGAAUUUUAUGUUUAAUUGUUUUGAGAUUAUACCAGAAGACCGACCAACAGCGGCUACACUGCUCAACAACAGCGACUUUUGUAUACCGGAUCCGCACUAUGAUUUUAUGAAUACUGAGCUGGCGGCGAAGUUGAGGAGUGCGGUGCUCGGCAAGCGCUACAUAAUUGACGGGAUUCUCCAACAGCGAUCUGCGGCGGGAAGGCUUUGGUGUGUGUAUCGUGCAAAACUCGAGGGCAAAAACUUCAUUCUCAAGGAUAUCCUCCCUGGCGACUUCGACGACAUCACUCAGCUGCAGAAACUCGUCGAGCACUCUCCUCACGUACGAACAGCAGUGGACAGCAUUCCUGCGCGGCAGAUCUUCGUUUUCCCGUACCUCAAGCACGUACUUCAUCAUGUCCGCACUAUCGCCCUUGAUCAGCCCGCGAGAAAGGCGAUCAUCAGGGAUGCCCUCACUGGCCUCGCUGAUCUGCAUGACCAGAACAUACUACACACAGACAUCAAGCCCACAAACGUCGUUAUGAACGCCUUUACACGGCCAGACGGCAAGCCCGGCUGCUGCGAUGUCCAAAUCACCGACCUGGAGGGCGCCGUGGUGCUUCCACCCAAUGCCAAAGGCUUAGGGCACCUUCUGUCGGGCAACAAAUUCUGGAGAAGCCCGAGGCCUGGGCCCGAGGCAAUCUUCGUAUGGACCGGUCGCAUGAUCUUCACUCCCAAAGAUGCCAUCCACGCUUCCCCAAAGCAUCUUGGCGAGGACGACCAGAUCCUCCAUCGCCACCUGUCAUACUUUGCUGCCGACACGAAGGACUUCGAGGGCUUCGCCGCGUCCUAUGGCGGAGACGACAACCCAUGCGUCUUACGUUUCAAGCAACUGCUCUGCUAUUUCAACGAGAUACAGCCGAGAUACCCAUUUGUUGGGUGGCAGCAGGUAGACGCGCAGUUCCGGGACCUCGUCUGUCGCAUGACCUAUAUGGAUCCUUCGCGCCGGAUCACCGCGCGUGAGGCUUUGGGGCACCCUUGGCUCAAGGCUGCAUAA
Messenger RNA from Cyphellophora attinorum, 5541 nucleotides. RefSeq names its product MAP kinase kinase kinase mkh1. Gene Ontology annotation, biological process: protein phosphorylation. Lineage: Eukaryota; Fungi; Ascomycota; Eurotiomycetes; Chaetothyriales; Cyphellophoraceae. The record is from RefSeq and is a predicted model, not a curated record. The transcript has 6 exons. The coding region runs from base 1 to 5541 and encodes 1846 amino acids. Gene Ontology annotation, molecular function: ATP binding; protein kinase activity.